Molecule: messenger RNA, 1257 nt
Organism: Rotaria sp. Silwood2
Lineage: Eukaryota; Metazoa; Rotifera; Eurotatoria; Philodinida; Philodinidae
Source: the annotation of a GenBank genome assembly
AUGUCUGUAUCACGAUCAUCAGCACGGCAAGUACAUACUGUUUUGGGUGGUGGUAUACGAUAUGAAACAGUUGAACUUGUUCUAUCAGCGAUACCUAAUUUUGAAUUGAAACAAAAAGGACGUAUUCUUCAUUUGUUUGCAGAGAUUUACAAUGCUUUCGUCCAAGAAAUUCAAGAGGCACUUGAUGAACGACAAAAUAAUCUCGAUAGUUUUCUUGUUCGUACUCAAAGUAAUACAUCAUUAGCAGAACCAUUUGCAUUUGAAUCACAAAUUGAUACUGAUACAUAUCCAAUUAAUUUAUCUUCAAAAUCAACAGAUGAAUUAUUACUACCAUCAAUUGAAUCAGAUAAUAACAUAUCAAAUGAAACUGUUCCAUCAUUAGUUGUUCCCAAUGAAAAAGAUCAAUCUGAAAAACAUCCAUGUCAUCAACAACAAUUAAGUUGGACAUCAGUAAAAGAUACUUUUAAUAUUAAAAAAGAAAUUGUAACACCACCAAAAACAAAACGACGUCAAUCAAAAACUUCAUCUAAUUCAAAACAAAAAAAAUUAUCUUCAAUACCAUCAAUGCGUCAAAUGACAAUGACACAAUUAUUUGAUCCAAUUGAAUCGCCUAAAUCAACUAGAACUUCGACUUCUACUUCUAUAAAACAAGAACCAGAUAUACCAGGCAAUGAUACAAUAAUGUAUAUACCAGAAUCACUUAUCGGUUUAGCCCAACCAUCGGAAUCAAUGUCAGAUAAUGAAAGUGAACAAAAUAAUUUAUCAGAUUUAUUGGCAUCGAUCAGACACAAUAAAAUAUCAAAUUCACCGUCAUUUAAACGUAAAUACAUUCCUUCACCAAUUAUGAAUAAUCCAAUUCCUGAACAAACAGCAACAACAACAACAACAACAACAACAACGGAUGAAGAAGAAAAUAUUCAAAAUGAAGCUCUUAUUGAAUCACCUUAUGCUGGUAUUGAUAAUGAAGAAUUACUUUAUGCUUGUCCAAUGUGUCGUAAUUAUUGGCUGGGUCUACCUGAAGAACUUCGUCAUAAACAAGGUUUAAAAUGUCGUCAUCGAAAACGACCAGUUGUUCAUACACCAGAGCACUUUUGGUCAUUAGGCAUUCCAAAUACACAAACAUGUAUUCAACGUGGUUAUGGUGGUGUUCUUCCACCAGAUAAACCAAUAGAAAGACCAAGAAGGCCAAGACGACAAUAUCAACGAAGAUUACAAGAACGACAACUGCAACAACAAAAUGAUAAUGAAGAAGAAUAG